Messenger RNA from Tribolium castaneum (red flour beetle), 859 nucleotides. Its product is annotated as protein takeout. The coding region runs from base 105 to 842 and encodes 245 amino acids. The transcript is spliced from 4 exons. Lineage: Eukaryota; Metazoa; Arthropoda; Insecta; Coleoptera; Tenebrionidae. The record is from RefSeq and is a predicted model, not a curated record.
AAUUGAAUUCCAACGACCGUCAAAUAAAUACCAAUAAUUGCCUAAUUGGUUAAAAAUUUGCUAAAUAUAAAGAAAAGUAACAAACGUUUGCGUUAUUCUGAAUCAUGAAGUGUUUUCCGUCUAUUUUGUAUUUUAUUAUUGUGUCUUGCAGUUGUGCUAAAUUACCUUCAAGUUUCACCAAAUGUGACAGAAACCAAAGCAAUUUCCAAGAAUGUAUCCCAAAGGCCGUCACAAACGCCCUCGGCCAGUUGGACAAACCGUUCAAAGAAAUUGGUUUACCCAACAUGGAGCCCUUGGAGGUUCCAUCUUUGACCAUUGGGGCUGGGUCUGGUGCCGUCAGGUUCCAGCAAAAUUACAAGAACCUCAAAGUGAGGGGAUUCACCCAAACAACUUGCCGGAAAUUUGAAGUGAAUUUUUCCGAGAAAAAAAUUUCGAUGGGUUGUCUCUCUCCAGUGGUUAUUAUGGACUUUGAUUACGAGAUCAAUGGUCAAAUUUUGUUAUUGCCGAUUUUUGGAGACGGCCCUGGUUCUAUAAUUUUGGAUCACAUCAAGGUGGACAUAAUCUUCCAACUUGAAGAAUACGAAAGGAAGAACAAGAAAUAUUACAAAAUCGUAAACACCGGACUCACGAUGAGCCCAAAAUUGAUCAAAUUCGAUUUGAAAAAUUUGUUUCACGGAGAUAAGGCCUUGGGUGAUAAUGUUCUCAAAGUUUUGAACGAGAAUUGGGAGGAAGUUUUCGCCGAUGUCAAGUCCGGCUAUGAGGAGGCUUUCGGACAGAUUUUUGCCUCGAUUUUUAGUCGAUUGCUUGAAAAAAUUUCAAUUAGUGAACUGUUUGGUGAAUAAAUAUUUCUUUGACAGUU